This is a messenger RNA of Phyllostomus discolor (pale spear-nosed bat), 5060 nucleotides long. RefSeq names its product N-alpha-acetyltransferase 35, NatC auxiliary subunit (gene NAA35). Bases 273 to 2450 code for a protein of 725 amino acids. Gene Ontology annotation, cellular component: NatC complex. NCBI's taxonomy places the organism in Eukaryota, Metazoa, Chordata, Mammalia, Chiroptera, Phyllostomidae. The record is from RefSeq and is a predicted model, not a curated record. The transcript has 23 exons. Gene Ontology annotation, biological process: N-terminal peptidyl-methionine acetylation.
GCCGGUCAGGCUGAGCACAGAGGGUAGGGGGCGGCGGCGCCUGCAGCGGCUGCUACAUCGGCGGCAGAAGAGGAGGCUUCGUGAUUUCCGCGGUCUGGGCAGUGCGUGGCCACGCGAGUAGCCGUUGGAGUAGUAGGUACGAUUUGCCCGUGAGGAGCCAUUGAGACUUCCUGUCUCCCUUGUUUGAGCGCUUCAGUCCCUGCUUGUGUGGCAAACCCUGGGGACGGCAGGUCACCCUGCGGCCCCGGCCCUCCCGCCUCAUUUCAGGCAUAAUGGUUAUGAAAGCUUCUGUAGAAGACGAUGAUUCGGGAUGGGAGCUCAGUAUACCAGAAAAGAUGGAAAAAAGCAAUACAAACUGGGUGGACAUAACUCAAGAUUUUGAAGAAGCUUGUCGAGAAUUAAAGUUGGGAGAACUACUUCAUGAUAAGCUAUUUGGUCUUUUUGAAGCCAUGUCUGCCAUUGAAAUGAUGGAUCCCAAGAUGGAUGCUGGCAUGAUUGGAAACCAAGUUAAUCGAAAAGUUCUCAAUUUUGAACAAGCCAUCAAGGAUGGUACCAUUAAAAUUAAAGACCUCACCUUGCCGGAAUUGAUAGGGAUAAUGGAUACAUGUUUUUGCUGUUUGAUAACAUGGUUAGAAGGCCACUCCUUGGCACAGACAGUAUUUACGUGCCUUUACAUUCAUAAUCCAGACUUUAUAGAAGACCCUGCCAUGAAAGCUUUUGCUCUGGGAAUCUUGAAAAUCUGUGACAUUGCAAGGGAAAAAGUAAAUAAAGCUGCUGUUUUUGAAGAGGAAGAUUUUCAGUCAAUGACUUACGGAUUUAAAAUGGCUAACAGUGUCACAGAUCUUCGAGUUACAGGCAUGCUAAAGGAUGUGGAGGAUGACAUGCAAAGAAGAGUAAAGAGUACUCGAAGUCGACAAGGAGAAGAAAGAGAUCCAGAAGUUGAACUAGAACACCAACAGUGUUUAGCAGUAUUCAGCAGAGUGAAAUUUACUCGAGUGUUACUGACAGUGCUUAUUGCCUUUACUAAGAAGGAGACCAGUGCUGUUGCAGAAGCUCAAAAAUUGAUGGUUCAAGCAGCAGAUCUUCUUUCUGCCAUUCAUAACUCAUUGCAUCAUGGCAUCCAGGCCCAGAAUGAUACUACAAAAGGGGAUCAUCCAAUUAUGAUGGGUUUUGAGCCCCUUGUUAACCAGAGGCUACUUCCACCCACUUUUCCUCGAUAUGCAAAGAUAAUUAAAAGAGAAGAAAUGGUCAACUAUUUUGCAAGAUUAAUAGAUAGAAUAAAAACUGUUUGUGAGGUGGUAAACUUAACAAAUUUACACUGUAUCCUGGAUUUUUUCUGUGAGUUUAGUGAACAAUCACCUUGUGUUCUUUCAAGGUCUCUAUUACAAACCACUUUCCUGGUUGAUAACAAAAAGGUCUUUGGAACUCAUCUCAUGCAAGACAUGGUGAAAGAUGCCCUUCGGUCUUUUGUCAGUCCUCCGGUGCUUUCCCCAAAGUGCUGCCUAUAUAAUAACCACCAGGCUAAGGACUGUAUUGACUCCUUUGUUACUCACUGUGUUCGGCCAUUCUGCAGUCUUAUUCAGAUCCAUGGGCAUAACAGGGCUCGUCAGAGAGACAAGCUGGGUCAUAUUCUUGAGGAAUUUGCCACCUUGCAGGAUGAGGCAGAGAAGGUUGAUGCGGCACUUCACACUAUGCUGUUGAAACAGGAACCCCAAAGGCAACAUUUGGCCUGUUUAGGCACCUGGGUCCUUUACCAUAACCUUAGAAUUAUGAUACAGUAUCUUUUAAGUGGCUUUGAAUUGGAACUCUACAGCAUGCACGAGUACUACUACAUAUAUUGGUACCUCUCUGAGUUCCUUUAUGCAUGGUUGAUGUCGACAUUAAGUCGUGCCGAUGGCUCUCAGAUGGCAGAGGAAAGGAUAAUGGAAGAGCAACAGAAGGGCCGUAGCAGUAAAAAGACAAAGAAAAAGAAGAAAGUUCGCCCUUUGAGCCGAGAAAUCACAAUGAGCCAGGCCUAUCAGAACAUGUGUGCUGGAAUGUUUAAGACCAUGGUAGCAUUUGACAUGGAUGGCAAAGUACGAAAACCCAAGUUUGAACUCGAUAGUGAACAAGUGCGGUAUGAGCACAGAUUUGCUCCGUUCAACAGUGUGAUGACCCCACCCCCAGUACACUAUCUGCAGUUCAAGGAGAUGUCUGACCUCAAUAAAUACAGCCCUCCUCCUCAGUCUCCAGAUCUGUAUGUGGCAGCUAGUAAGCACUUCCAGCAAGCGAAAAUGAUACUGGAAAACAUCCCCAACCCAGAUCAUGAGGUCAAUAGAAUUUUAAAGGUCGCCAAACCCAACUUUGUGGUUAUGAAGCUAUUGGCGGGAGGACACAAAAAGGAGUCUAAGGUUCCUCCCGAAUUUGAUUUCUCUGCUCAUAAAUAUUUUCCCGUUGUGAAGCUUGUUUGAGAUUGAAAGGUGACCAUAAAGGGGUAAAGUCUACUUUCAGAUUCUACUCUUGGCGGAUCCAUCCAUCAGUCUUACCACCUAAUAUGAAGUGAAAUGGAUUUCUUGGAUAACAACCCAUUAUAAAGAAUUCUUUUAAUUUGACAGCCUUAUAUGACAUGAAUGAAAACUGCUGUUUUAAAGUGGUUUAUUAUGUCCAUGGGUAACACUGCUCUGGUUGAAUGCAUUGAGGAACCUUGUAUGGUUUUAUUACAGAUUUAAUCAUAAAUCAUUUUUUAUGAAUGGUUGAGAAUAGUGUUUGUAAAGGUUAAUAAAUUUCUUGACAAAAAUGUAUUACUGGAGAUGAAAACAAUAGCACUUUGUUAAUACAUGUUAAGAACUGAAGGUGUUUACUCUUUAACAUUUGAGUAAUUCAAACAAAUUAUCCAAAAGAUGUUUCAAAUCAAAGGAUUUAUUAAACACUUAUAUGGGAUCUUAGCAAAAUACAUUUCAGAGGGAUUUUAGGAGGGACUUCUAAGCUAUCUAUAUAGGAAGGCUAAAUUACAUGAGGAUUGUGAUUUUAUGUGUCAUGAUAUCUUAAAUUAUAUACCUGUAAGAAUGUAGAUGCUUUUUAAAUACAUCUUUAACAUUUACUUGGGUACUUUUAAAAGGUUUAAAAUUUAGACCAAGCCCCUGAAAAGUACUUAGAAAAAAAAGUAACCAAAUUACAACUAGUGCUAUCUUCCAAGUGUGUAAGCUUGAGAAAGGAACUUCAUCAAUCUAGAAAUUGCUCGUGCAAUUAAUGGAAUGUGAAUUUUUGAAAUAUGUAACACACAUCCUGAUGGCAUUGAGCUAUCCUGGGGCAAACUGAAUAGAGAAGGUAACAACAAAAAACCACGGCUCUAGGGAAGUGGGCUGACUACUUUUUUCAGCAGGAGCAACACCUGACGGUGAGAACCCAGGGCUGCUAGAAGUGCAGAGGAAUUUGGAGGCGGCACGUUGGAGUCUGGUGCCUUGCCUUAAACAGUUUGCUUCAGGUGAUGAAUUUGGUUGAUUUGAUAUUUGCAAAGCAAUCCAAGCAGAAGUUGCUAUAUCAAAUACCUCCAAAUCUUAAGGAGAGUAGGGAAACCAGAACCAGUUGCUUUUGCCAUAAGGAGUCAUAAAAUAAAACUUGAGAUGACUAUUUUUGUCAUCCUACAAGCUGCCAGAGGUAUUUUAAAAUUCUGCUUUUGAAGACUUGAAAUGACCUGGCUGAGACACUCAACCAGUUCACCUAGGCAUUCAUUUACACUGUAAGAUUUUCUAGUCCUCUGCUAAUAAUGCCUUCCAUUCCUUACAUUUAAAAAGGAUGUAGCUCAGGCUGGGUGGCUCAGUUAGUUGGAAAAUCAUCCCAUGAACCAAAAGGUUGUGGGUUCAAUCCCUGGUUGGGGUGCAUAUGGGAGGCAACUAAUCAAUGUUUCUGUCUCCCUUCCUCUCUAAAAUCAAACAUAGGUCAGGAUUAAUUUUUUUUUUUAAAGAAGGUACAUCAGCUUUUGGAAGGUCAUGUAAAGUUAUUCAACAACUCUGAACUUCUAAACUCCUGCAAAAUUAUAGAUAUACAGUAUCUGUAACUUUCUGUCUAUAAUUCAAACAUUAAGCCAUGCUUAAAGGAAGGCGUGGUACUUUGUUUUGAUCACAGAUAUGUCACCUGUAGACUUCUAGAAUAAUUUUUGAAUGAGCCCAUCUCAAAAAACUAGAACAAGAUUGUCCUUUGUGGCGGGGAGGGGGGACUGGCAGUUGUAGGAUGCUGGUUGAGGUCACAAAAUUACUCUUAAAUGAUACUCAGGUGUUAAAUGUUAAUAAUGUGGCAGCUUUUUUGGAGAGUUAAAAGUUGGGUGACUGCUUAAAUACGAACAUAAGAUAAAGGCAGAUAUGGUCCAUCACCCCUUAAUGGACAUUCCAUUACUGUCAUUUCACAACAGCUUUCAGAGAGACACAUUAGUAAAAAGCAAGGAACUCUUUCACAAAGACUCUGGCUUACCUCUUACCGCUAAGUGGGUUUUCAUCUGAAUGUCUUUGUGUUUAACAUUCAUUUGAAAGACAUUUGUUCGUCUAAAUCUGUUUAUGAAGGUUCCUAAAGGCAAACCUCAGUUACAUGGAAAAUUAGGUUAUCUAGGACAUCUCUAAUCGAUCACAAUCAUUUAUUUGGCUCAAGAGUCAAGUAUUUACCAAGCACCCAUUGUAGAACUGGAAUCUCUAAGCAUCUAAGUUGUAUAAGCAGAACUUGCUGUGUCACUCAACUCAGGACAAGGUAGCACUUUAUUCCAAGGAGUAAGAAUAAAGAACAAGCACUUGUCUCAACUGGUUAGGGUCUUGGUUAUAAAACUCAUUAUCUGAAGGUCUGUAUAAUUUGAAGAUGAGACUAUUCAAAGUCAUUUAACUUGCCCAGAGAUACACACCAUUCAGCGUAUACAUAACCAGAAUUUUACAAACCAGAUUUAAAGAACAGUAGCUUAGUACACUUUAAAAAGUGUUGCUCUCAGAGCUAAGAAAUAGCCUACAAAUACACAAACAUUUAAACACAAAAUGAAAAUAAACUUUCCCCAACUUUCUGACACUAAUGAACAUUUGCAGCGUCUAAGCUGACAUGAGGGG